This is a messenger RNA of Mytilinidion resinicola, 1953 nucleotides long. RefSeq lists its product as uncharacterized. Bases 1 to 1953 code for a protein of 650 amino acids. Gene Ontology annotation, molecular function: DNA-binding transcription factor activity, RNA polymerase II-specific; zinc ion binding. NCBI's taxonomy places the organism in Eukaryota, Fungi, Ascomycota, Dothideomycetes, Mytilinidiales, Mytilinidiaceae. The record is from RefSeq and is a predicted model, not a curated record. Gene Ontology annotation, biological process: regulation of DNA-templated transcription. The transcript has 2 exons.
AUGCGAUUAGGCACCAAGAGUUGUGUCGAGUGUCGGCGACGCAAAGUCCGUUGCAUCUUCUCGCCUGGCCAGGCCAUCUGUCAAGCUUGCGCUCUUCAUGACUCUGUCUGUGAUUCACAACAGCUAGUAAGUAAGGAAAGAUCGAGCAAUCAAACCAUCAAUGGCUACAACCAAACUAAUCAGAGACUGGAUGAACUAUCCGAUCAAAUUCGUCACAUUUGCAACGCAAUAGGGCUCGACCUUCAACAAUCGACAUCGAACGCCAUUUACUCUGAGGCUAUUAGAGAAGAGAGGGAACAAGAAGAACCAGAGUAUCAAACUGAGGACGUGCCACUUUUACGAUUGUUCAAGGACUCUAAUUUCCUUCUUUCUGAGACUCACAAUGGUGACGCAUAUAGUCCGAGAUCUGGUCCUUCUCAUCAGGCGAAGGCUUACAUCCAGGCUUUGGUCGAUUUGACUCCCUCAAAAGAUGACCUAGCUUUGAUCCUGCGAUUGACGGAACCUUACUGGGCCGUCUGCCCUGUGGCACCUUCGACGUCUCACGCAAACUCACCUCCGAGCACUGUACCUAGAGUACAACAGUUCAUACACGACUCCAUGAAAUCCGGCAAGCCUGCCAUGGUUGCAAAAGCAGCACUCUGGCUUGCUUGUUGCAUUCAACAUCUUCCGAAGGGCUUUGAUGCAGUCCUCCCGAGCCGAAGCAGCGAUCGGACCCCUACGAUGCCUCCCUCAAACUGCUCAAGGAAUGAGGUCCUGGACGGUCUUUUAGGCGGCGCUGAAGUUUUAGUGUCUAUUGACGCAGACUCCGGGGGCACACUUGAAGGCGUUGAGUCCGGCUUCUUGCAAUGCCAAAACUACGUAUCCCUCGGGAGACCUCGCAAAGCAUGGUCUGUCAUUCGCCGAGCAAUCAACUCUGCUCUCUUGAUCGGUCUGCCCCGAAAAUGCCUCACUGAAUACCCAGGCUCAAUGUGGCCACCUUUGUGGCAAACUGAACGACAAAUAGCCAUGCUUCUAGGAUUACCGUAUGCCGUUGCGUCCUCGCACCCAAGCAUCUCCGAGAAAUCUCUGGGACUUGAUGCUGAACAGCAAGCUAUGCACGACAUUGCCGUUAUAGUAGGGGCCGUUAUCGAUAGAAAUCAGAACUACGACCGAGUUGCAUAUUCAGACACACAGCAAAUGCACGAUAACCUUCGCCGUACCGUUUCAGUCCCGCUAGAUCUCCUUCUGAGCGAGCCUCCUUCGCCCUCUUCGUCCCUAGCAUACUUGUACCACCGGGCUUCCCUCGAAAUGUACCACCUGCAGACUUUGAAGUAUAUUCACCUCCCGUACAGCUUCAAGUCCGCGCAACAUACUGAGAGUGAGGCUCAGACAAUAGAUGUUUGUAGGAGAAUCUUGCACUGCUAUCAGAACUUUCGGACAAGGAAUGACCAAACGUUGCUCCUGGUUUGCGAUCUUCUGGACUUCCAAGCGUUCAGUGCAGCCAUGGUCCUUGUAAUUCACCAAUUCAGAUACCGCAAUUCACACAUGGGCGGACCGCCGGAGUACGAUUGGAACCUUAUUCAUCAAGUGACGAAAACUCUGACUCGUAUUACGGCUACCCGAGACUGUGCCGUCUCAAGUCAAUCGGUCGACGUCUUGACCUACUUCUCCGACCUUUACUACAUGAGAGGCUCGCUAUCUGAAUCUCGAGAGAUAGUUGUGCCGUACUUCGGCAAGAUUCGCGUUACAAUUGCAGGGAGUGCAGCGAACGUAGCGGGCUUCGACAGCGGUCGCAAUAUAGCGCCUAUUUUCGGGGACGAGAGCCAGAUGCAAGUGGAUAUAUCGUCUUUCGGAACUUUCAGCGACACGGUGGAUUUCCAAUCAGGGGCAGAGCUGGCUUCAGACUGGAUGGACAGCAUUGAUUGGCAAGGAGAUUUCGACUGGAAUUGGAAUUCGACGUUGCCAUUCGAUUAG